Pristis pectinata (smalltooth sawfish) is the source of this 3579-nucleotide messenger RNA. RefSeq names its product lysocardiolipin acyltransferase 1 (gene lclat1). The coding region runs from base 726 to 2294 and encodes 522 amino acids. Gene Ontology annotation, cellular component: endomembrane system. The transcript has 6 exons. Lineage: Eukaryota; Metazoa; Chordata; Chondrichthyes; Rhinopristiformes; Pristidae. Gene Ontology annotation, molecular function: acyltransferase activity. The record is from RefSeq and is a predicted model, not a curated record.
CCCGGGGAGCGAGGGAGCGGCCCAGAGAGCGAGGGAGCGGCCCGGGGAGCGAGGGAGCGUCCCAGAGAGCGAGGGAGCGGCCCGGGGAGCGAGGGAGCGGCCCGGGGAGCGAGGGAGCGUCCCAGGGAGCGAGGGAACGUCCCGGGGAGCGGCCCAGAGAGUGAGGGAGCGUCCCAGGGAGCAAGGGAGAGCGAGGGAGCGUCCCGGGGAGCGAGGGAGCGGCCCAGAGAGCGAGGGAGCGGCCCGGGGAGCGAGGGAGAGUGAGGGAGUGUCCCGGGGAGCGAGGGAGCGGCCCAGAGAGUGAGGGAGCGUCCCAGGGAGCGAGGGAGUGGCCCGGGGAGUGAGGGAGCAGCAUCAAGAAGAGGGACAGUGGGAGACCUGUCCGGAGUGAGCAGAGGCGAAAGGAAGGGACGGGAGAGCUCGCGGGACACAGGGAGUGACAGGUAGGGAGGGGCGUGAGAGACAUUGAGUGAGGGGAGGGACGGGGUGAGGGAGGAGAGGGUGAGGGACACAGAAGGAGGGCAGUGUGAGUGUCACUGGUUGUGAGGGGAGGGGAAGGCCACUGACACAUAGGGUGAGCAGGAGGAGGAGGAGGACUGAUCGCCGUGGGUCACGGCAGGCUGACCUGUGUCCUUGGGCCGGAGAGAGUGGACCUGCUGACCGUUGGACAGUAAGGAAGCUGCAGAGUCGGGGAUUGGAGCGGAGGAGCUGGGCACGGCCACAGGAUGCUGUCUGUGAAGGGGAGCAUCAUUCUGUUGCUGUUGUUCUUCAGUAGCCUGUUCGGCAGCGUCUUCAUGCUGGGCCCGCUGCUGCCACUCAUGUUGGUGUCUGUGCCGUGGUAUCGCUGGAUCACCGACCGUGUGGUGGCCGUGUGGUUCACCCUGCCUGUGGCCCUGAUGGAGAUGGUGCUGGGUGUACGGGUGGUGAUCACGGGAGACGGCUUUGUCCCCGGUGAAUGUAGUGUGAUCAUCAUGAACCACCGGACUCGCCUGGACUGGAUGUACCUGUGGAACUGUCUGCUCCGAUACAGCUACCUCCGAAUGGAAAAGAUCUGCCUGAAGUCCUCCCUCAAAUCCAUCCCGGGCUUUGGCUGGGCCAUGCAGGUGGCAGCGUUCAUCUUCAUUGAGAGGAGGUGGGAGCGGGACCAGGACCACCUCCAGCUGAUGCUGGCCCACCUGUGCGACAUUCGGCAGCCCUUGCAGCUGCUUAUCUUCCCCGAGGGCACCGACCUGACAGCCACCACCAAGGCACGGAGCGAUGAGUUUGCCGAGGCUCGGGGGCUCCCCAAGUACCAGUACAUCCUCCACCCCCGCACCACGGGCUUCGCCUUCAUCGUCAACCAGCUACGCAAAGGCUCCAGUGUGGACGCGAUCCAUGACGUGACAGUGGCCUAUCCUUACAACAUCCCGCAGUCUGAGAGGGACCUGUUCACCGGCAAGUUCCCCAAGGAGAUUCACUUCCACAUCAGGCGCUACUCAGCAGCUCAGCUGCCCGUCACCCUGGAGGGGCUGCAGGAGUGGUGCCGGCUCCGCUGGCACGAGAAGGAGCGGCUGUUGCACAACUUCUACCAGGGAGACCGCUCCUUCCAUGGGCUGGACCAAGUCCAGUACAGGAGCCCGGAUCGGGCGCUGGACCAGAGCCCAGAGCAAGUCCAGGACGGGAGUACGGAUCGGGGGCUAGAUCAGGAGCAGGACCGGAGCCUGAAACAAAUCCAGGACCGAAGCCCAGAUCCGGGGCUGGACAUGAGCUCAGAACAAGUCCAGGACCGGAGUCUGAAUCAGGGACUGGAUCAAGAACAGGACCGGAGCCCGGAACAAGGCCUGGACCGGAUUCCGGAUCAAGGACUGGAGCAGGACCGGAGCCCGGAGAGGGAACUGGGUCCGCGUGCAGCCCAGGAGCGAGGCGAGAUUCGAAGGCGCAGAUGGGGCCAGGCCUGGGGUAGGCGGCUGGGUCGCCCCCGGAUGUGGUUUGAGGGUCGGGGGCGGGUCUGGUUAGGGCGGAACAGGGGCCAGGAUCACGGCAGGAGCCGGGACUGGAGGUCUGGGCUGCCACAGGCCCUUGUCCCUCCUUGUAAGUCCCGGGGAAGGGUCUUCCUCAUCAAGUUGUUCUCCAUGGUGUACUGGACGGCAUUUGUGCUUGGUACCAUCGGGCUGCUCUGGUCCUACACGCUGGUACGCUGGUACUUCUCCACUGUGGCCAUCUUCUUCAUUCUACAGGAGCGGCUGUUUGGGGGCAUCGAGAUGAUGGAGAUGGCUGCCCACAGGAGGGCCCAGCGCCGCUCCAAGAAGCACUGACCCUGCGGCCACCUCCCUCAUCCAUCUGUCCAGUCCCAGGUCUCCUUGCACUGGUCCAGCCAAUCCUGGGGCUCCUCCCAGCAGUCCGGCCAAUCCUGGGGCUCCUCCCACCAGUCCGGCCAAUCCUGGGGUUCCAAAUCACUGAUCCGUCCAAUCCAGGGUUUCCUGACGAUCUGACCAAUGUCGGGGCUCCUUCUGUUGAUUUGGCUGACCCCAGUGAUUCUUUCCAUCCAGCCCAGUUCCAAAACGACUCCUCUCAAUCCGGCCAAUCCCAACACAGUCCCAUCCAUUCACCCAAUGGUGGGACAUCACCCACAGGUCCGUCCAGAGGGGGAUUGAGAGUUGAAAACUGCAGAUGCUGGAAAUCUGAAGUAAAACCAGACCACACUGGGACACCCAGCAGGUCAGGCAGCAUCCGUGGAGAGAGGAGCAGGGUCCACAAGUCUGUUAUUGCUGGCUGAGUGUUCCCAGUGACUGAUCUGGGAGCUGCUCCAAUCUCAGUGAGAGGGAAGGUCUCCCUUGGUGUGACCGAGCCAGAGUGGGGAGGAGAGGUGCUGCACCCCACGCCGGCCCAGACUCCCACCUCUGGCCCAUGUCUCCCUCACCAGCCAGGGUCACACAGCAAAUGCUUGGAUGCUGAGCGCCACUGGAAGUGUCAGGCUGGAACAGCCGCCUUCAGCUCACCCCUACACUGGCACCUCUGGGAAUGAGAGUCUGCAAAUCUCUCAUCUUCAGUUGUAUUCCCGUCUCCCGGUGAGGGUCAGUGUGUGUGUGUGGGACCCGUCCCCCGGUGAGGGUUGGUGUGUGUGUUUGGGACCCGUCCCCCGGUGAAGGUCAGUGUGUGUGUGGGACCCGUCCCCCGGUGUGGGUCAUUGUGUGUGGGACUGAGUUAUACAGAUAUGAUCCCAUGGAGUGUGCAGUGUACAAUGUUGUACACUGGUAUUGGUGUGUACAUUAUUAGGCUGUUGACCCUCUGUGCCCUCUCCCCUCCCUCUGUCAGGUCUACUGCCCACUCUGGAUCCGUCAGGGUCCGAGUAUACGGUGUGUGUUUGGGUAACAUUGGGGAGAAGGGUGCGCUGGUGCCGGCUGGUCUUGUUCUGCAUGUGAGGGGAUGGAUUGCAGGCCCUCGUAUAGUGUUGGAGGAGAGAAUCUCUCCGUUUGCUUGUUGUGUUUCGUGUCGGAGCUCUGGUGAUAUUUUCAGGAGCCGUCCGCCAGCUCCCCUUUCCACACGGAUUGACUUGUUUUUAUGACAAACACUGACACCAAUAAAUACCCUCAGCUCGUC